Messenger RNA from Rubroshorea leprosula, 1117 nucleotides. Lineage: Eukaryota; Viridiplantae; Streptophyta; Magnoliopsida; Malvales; Dipterocarpaceae. The record is from the annotation of a GenBank genome assembly.
GAUCUGCCGAGAGAUCGAGAUUCUCCGCGACGUGGACCAUCCGAACGUGGUGAAAUGCCAUGACAUGUUUGAUCACAACGGCGAAAUACAAGUUUUGCUGGAGUUCAUGGACCGUGGAUCCCUGGAGGGUCAGCAAAUCUACCACGAGCCUUCUUUGGCGGAUCUGGCCCGCCAGAUUCUCAGCGGUCUCAACUACCUCCACCGCCGACACAUCGUACACCGGGACAUCAAGCCCUCCAAUCUCCUAAUCAAUACCAGGAAUAAGGUCAAGAUCGCGGACUUCGGGGUUGGUAGGAUUCUUUCGCAAACAAUGGACAAUUGCAAUUCAUCGGUGGGGACAAUAGCGUACAUGAGCCCUGAGAGAAUCAACACGGAUUUGAACCACGGGCAGUAUGAUGGAUACGCUGGAGAUAUAUGGAGCUUGGGAGUGAGCAUAUUGGAGUUCUACUUGGGAAGAUUCCCGUUUGCAGUGGGUCGGCAGGGGGAUUGGGCAAGCCUCAUGUGUGCCAUAUGUCUGUCUCAGCCUCCGGAGGCACCCGGCUCGGCCUCCGCUGAGUUUAGAAAUUUCAUCUCCUGUUGCUUACAGAGGGAACCGGCCAAAAGGUGGACGGCAACACAAUUGUUACAGCAUCCUUUCAUUGUGAGGGGACAGCUGACCCAGAAUCAGGUCACGCAAAAUCUUCAUCAAUUACUACCUCCUCCUCGCCCUCUCCAUUCUUAGUUGCUUUUUCUUUUGAAAAAAUUUCUGUAAUUCUUGCUGAUAUAAUUGGCUGGAUUUUUUUUUUUUGGUUUAAGGGAGAAUCAGGGUUAUGCAUCUGUUUUCCUUUCAAGAGCUGUUAUGUUUCAAUCAACCCACCUCUAUUCUCCUUUCAUUUGACAAUGAUAAAUCUUUACAUUAUUAGCAAUGAAAAAGAAAAAAAAGAAAAAAAGAAUUGGCUGUCAUGGGUGCUGUGCUCUGAGAAAUUGGAAACCGGCAAAUUAACCCUUUUGGUUAAAAUUUCGAGUCACAAGAAGUCUGUAUUCUAGAUUUUUGUCGUGAUUAUAAUAAGAAUGUAUUGAUAUUCCUUUCUGUCUAUUAUAGUUCGAAUUAUCUGGAUACUAAAGGAGCAAAUUAUAG